CAUCCAUGUUCCGAGAGCGUUUAGCGAAAAUUAAGAAAACACUCUGGUAGUUCUAGGAUGAAUACCAAUUUGAAGCACUGGAAGGAGGCGGCCACUCUUAUUUUAGCCGCAGGCCACAGGCUCGGUGCAGACUGUUUAUCGGCAAGGACACCGCUGACAGCCGCCCCGGGUUCACCGCUGGGCAGCAGCUACGGACGGUCACACCUGCCGCACAAGUCCUGCUUUGAUUACGAGGUUUUACUACUUAAGCGAAGCAGUAAAAGUGGAUUCAUGCCUAAUGCGUAUGUGUUUCCAGGCGGCAUGGUGGACUCUUCGGACUUUUCGAGUGAAUGGCUGGACAUUUUUAAAUCUUUCAGGAACUUAACUAAUUUUGGUUUGAGAAGUGUCACCCAGCCGGUGGAGACUAGACCUCCAAUAUUCGCCACAGACCGACUGAAACUGGGCUCUCCCAUCCCGGGAGAGGUCGCCUUCCGGAUCUGCGCCUUGAGGGAGACGUUUGAGGAGUCCGGUGUGCUCCUGGUUGUGCCUAAAGUGGAAGAGAAAAGUUUGUUAAAAAGCAUAGAGGACAGGUGUGCCACUGAUCAAGUACCACACAACAAUGUAAGCGAACUGUGCGGUAGUGAACUCACCAAGUGGAGGGCUCUGGUGAACCAGAACCCCUCCAACUUCAUCAGGAUGUGCAGAGAGUUGGAGGUGUGGCCCAACAUCUGGGCUUUACAUGAGUGGGGCAACUGGCUGACUCCCACAGGCCGUUACGGUGUGACGAGGUUUGACACAGCUUUCUUCAUCUGCUGCCUGAGGGAGAUCCCCCACACACUUCAUGAUGAAAAGGAAAUAGUGCGCUUUCAGUGGUCCACACCCUCAGAGGUCCUCCAGAGCUACCAGGCACGGGAGUUGUGGAUCGCCCCUCCACAGUUCUAUGAGCUCAGCCGCAUGUGCCGCCUCCCUUUGCUAUAUGACCUCCACAACUUCUCCAGCCAGCGUGCCACAGAGGGCUGCGAACAGUGGCUGCCUGUUGUUUCCCCAAAAGAUGAACACUACAUAUCACUGCUGCCAGGUGCUGAUUGGCUAUUGCGUCUAAGUUACAUCCAAACCAACAUUGAAGCAUGCCAAAUGAAUGUUUCAUUAAGUGACAAACGCUACCCGUUGGACACUUCAGGAGAGGCUGAGGUGGGUGCAAGCGCAGACCCUCAGCUGGAGGAUCCUCAGGACGACUCUGCACUGCACCGCAUUGUGAUCGUAGAUCCCUCCAGUAUAACUCUACAGAUCACCAUCACACCCAAGUACAAACAUCUGCUCCCCGUUGUAGAGCAAACGUUACCACGUGACUCAAAAAGUCAGCUUUGACUUGCCCUACCUGCUUGACAAGCCCCAAACCUGGUUAGUUUAGCUUGGUCGCUAAUGUUAUUAUGAAUUCACACUUAAUUCAGAAGACGUAUUUAUACCACAGACUCCUAUCUCAUAACUGUCUUCUAACCAUUGCUUUUUUUGUGGAAGAGUUUUUACUCCGAUAAGAGGAGGUUAAGUAAAAGUGAAUGGUGCAACACAGCUAUAAGCUGUGUGUCCGUCCCCUCAGAGGUCAGUACUGUCUCAAAACAGCUUGCUGUUGUUUAACAGAGCAAAUUUGCCUGUCACCAAGGUUGAACUCUAUGUGGACCAUUCUCGUGGAUUCAUUUCGCCUCCGCAAAAUUUUACUGUUUUGUAUCCUGGCAUGUCCAGGCCUUAAAGCUGUGACAUUGUGACACAUGUACAAUACCAGGACUCUGAAACUGAAGCAGCUAAAUGGAAUUCCGCCAUCAUUAAUUUUACCCAUGCUUUUCCUACUGUGACAUGUAUUCAAUGGAAAAUGCUUAUUGUGUCCUUGUCAAUGACAAACAAGACCUCUUUUCUUUGGGGAAUACUCCUGGUCUUAACCAGACUGUAUUAAUGACUCCAUGGCCAUGUUAUGUCACAGUCAUUGCCAUCAGACCUAGAGAGAUUUUAAAUUAAUUUUGUUUGAUUUAUUGGGAUCUCCAUUAGCUUGGACCAUAGCCACAGCUAUUCUUCCUGGAGUCCGUACAGAGAUCUGUCCAUCCAGAGUUUUGUUCGAUCAAUGGAGCUCAUUUCUUAUGAAAUGUGCUGAUUACAACAAAUAUGACAUUUA
Messenger RNA from Sander lucioperca (pikeperch), 2143 nucleotides. It is a transcript of the gene nudt19, whose product is annotated as nudix (nucleoside diphosphate linked moiety X)-type motif 19. The transcript has 3 exons. Lineage: Eukaryota; Metazoa; Chordata; Actinopteri; Perciformes; Percidae. The coding region runs from base 58 to 1347 and encodes 429 amino acids. Gene Ontology annotation, cellular component: mitochondrion. The record is from RefSeq and is a predicted model, not a curated record. Gene Ontology annotation, molecular function: hydrolase activity, acting on acid anhydrides, in phosphorus-containing anhydrides.